Messenger RNA from Setaria italica (foxtail millet), 2020 nucleotides. Its product is annotated as haloacid dehalogenase-like hydrolase domain-containing protein 3. The record is from RefSeq and is a predicted model, not a curated record. NCBI's taxonomy places the organism in Eukaryota, Viridiplantae, Streptophyta, Magnoliopsida, Poales, Poaceae. The coding region runs from base 793 to 1644 and encodes 283 amino acids. The transcript is spliced from 4 exons.
ACAUUCCUUGGCACCUUCUACAACCAAGGGACAUUGGGACCUGGAUGCCUUGAACUCUCAGCCUGGAACCAAACCACAGGAACAUUUUUUCUGUGUGCUGGACUGCUGGGGCCUUCCGGAAUUCAGGUGAUUGGCUUGUUUCUUCCCCGCUCCAAGGUUUCCUCGUGCUAGGGGCCGGUAUCUUCUCUCUCUGGUGCCUUGUUCUGCUUCUCCGUGUUCUUUGCUUGUGUUCUUUAUGCGGCAGGCUGCCGGCACCACCUUGGAGGCAGCACAAGUUUCUCAUUAUACCUUUUUUUCUGUUUUCAGGAGUAAUUUGUUUUCUUUUCUACAAUGUGAUUAGGCUCUUCGAUGCAGCUGCUCAUUGUUAAAUGUUAAUGGCCCGUAAUAAUUACUAGGAGGUUGCCUAAUGGCACACUCUUCAUUUUCUCUUUUCUUGUUGAGCAAGGAGAUCGGGGGAUAGUAUACUUAGACUUGACUUCAUUUGCUUCUCUUUCUUUGAGAAACACCAACACAAUGGCAAAAGAAUUUCUGUGGUUUUGAUUACCCUUGCUUGCUCAGAUCGGAUGCUCAGGUUCGAUGUUGGAGAUUUUCGGGUUGCUUUCUUAGAGGUAGUAGUAGCUUCUUUCUUGCUCCAAUUUUGCCCCACAGCUCAAGGCGCUGCUGCUAUAACUUCACCCAAGAAUCCUACGAUUUUAUUAUGCAUUCCCCGCCAAAUGUCGCUCCUGCUCCUGAUCAGUUCCUGCUCUUCGUUUCAUCUCCUAGUGUACUCGGGGUAACAGAGCUGAUUUGUUGAUGAGCAAUCGGAUCCAGCUUGGCUAUCAUCGUCACAGUUCACCUUCACCAGCAAGCAUGUCGUCGUCCUCGCUGCUGUCGAAGCUGCGGUUGGUCACCGUGGACGUGACGGGGACCCUGAUCGCCUACAGGGGCCAGCUCGGCGACUACUACUGCCUGGCGGCCAAGUCCGCCGGGAUGCCCUGCCCGGACUACGCGCGCGUGCACCAGGGCUUCAAGCUCGCCUACGCCGACAUGAGCCGGCGGCACCCGUGCUUCGGCCACGCCGCCGCCAUGCCGACCGCCGAGUGGUGGAAGGCGUGCGUCAGGGACUCCUUCGCCAGGGCCGGCUACGACUACGACGACGGCACGUUCGAGAGGAUAUUCCGGCGCAUCUACGCCACGUUCGGCUCCUCGGCGCCCUACUCGGUGUUCCCGGACGCGCGCCCCUUCCUGAGGUGGCUGCGGGGCAGGGGGCUCGCCGUCGGCAUCGUCAGCAACGCUGAGUACCGGUACAGGGACGUCGUCUUGCCGGCGCUGGGGCUGAACCAGGGCUCGGAGUGGGACUUCGGGGUGUUCUCCGGCGUCGUCGGCGUCGAGAAGCCGGACCCGAGGAUCUACGAGGCGGCGCUGGAGGCGGCCGGGGGCGUGGCGCCGGCGGAGGCGCUCCACAUCGGCGACAGCCUGCGCAAGGACUACGCCCCCGCGCGGAGCCUCGGGAUGCACGCGCUGCUGCUGGACAGGUUCGGGACCGCCGAGGCGGAGAGCUGGCGGCGUUCCGGCACGCCGGUGCUCCCGGACCUCGCCGCCGCGCGGGAGUGGCUCGCCGGGGAUGCCAAGGAGGAAGCUGCGGCGCCUGUGACGGCCAGGUGAAGUGUCCGGAAGGGAAAGGAGAGCAUUUGAAGAUUGAAAUGCUAGCUCGUGCCUGGCAAGCAUGGCGAUUCCUGCUGCUAUGACGGUAUGGAAGGUGCUGUGAGGCACAGAGAAUGGUUGGCUGAGGGAGAGUGAUUGUUCUUCGCUGAUGGUCUGUUCGGCUGGACUUAUAAGCCGACUGAAAAGUUGAAACAGCUGAUUUAUUGUGAGAAAAAAAUACUAUUUGGUAGCUGAUAAGCUGAAGCGAACAGAGAGUGAUCCUGCGACUGCAAUGAGACCCUACACAAUUGACACAUGGAUUCACGUAGAAACGGCACCAUUUUUCAAGUGAUUUUGAAAAAUUCAUAUACUCCAAAAAGACCCAAUAUUUGUUUUC